This is a messenger RNA of Drosophila teissieri, 2956 nucleotides long. RefSeq names its product elongation of very long chain fatty acids protein AAEL008004. The transcript is spliced from 11 exons. Lineage: Eukaryota; Metazoa; Arthropoda; Insecta; Diptera; Drosophilidae. Gene Ontology annotation, cellular component: endoplasmic reticulum membrane. The record is from RefSeq and is a predicted model, not a curated record. Gene Ontology annotation, biological process: fatty acid elongation, monounsaturated fatty acid; fatty acid elongation, saturated fatty acid; very long-chain fatty acid biosynthetic process. Gene Ontology annotation, molecular function: fatty acid elongase activity. Bases 511 to 1683 code for a protein of 390 amino acids.
AAACAGCUGAUGCUUCUUCUUGCCCGUCUUGCCAUUUCCCCGUCGGUCUGCUUCUUGCCGCUUGCCAGCCACACCGCAUCCACUAGAUACAGAUACACAUCGCUCAGUGCCUCCCAUUGGCUCUCUUCACACGGCUGCCAUGUCGUUUCGGGGUUCUCUCGCUCUUCGCCUGAGCAGCGGGCCUCAGUUCGCAUUUCGCUUUGGGUUGUGCCUCCUCGUCUGGUUCGCUUUUUGGGUCAGGCCAGAGCGAUUUCCACACAAAAUUCCUAGUCUACUGCCGAGAUACUACCACUGCAAAACGAACUAAAAUUCCAAAACCCGCUUAGCACCGCAUUAAAUGCACUGAGUCCUAAGCACUAUAAUUAACCAGAUCAGAAGCAGACCGUUAUUCUUCAAAACUAAGACUUAAACCACCAACCAAUUGUACAAUCAACAACAAGAAUUACAAGCAAAAACGGAUAGAAGGACUCCGCAGUCAGCGACAAACACCAACCACUACUCAAGAACACAAUGGCCUUAAUUAUGAAAUACAUUGACAGCAUAAGCAGAUACGUGGACUCACAUAGUGACUCGAGGACAAAGGGCUGGCCCAUGAUGUCGUCCCCAUUCCCCACACUAGCCGUUUGCCUCACAUAUGUCUAUCUGGUCAAGGUGCUGGGACCCCGAUUAAUGGAGAACCGAAAGCCUCUGAAUCUGCAAAAUACUCUAGUCAUGUACAAUGCCAUACAGGUUGUUUUCAGCGCAUGGCUGUUUUAUGAGUGCUUGAUGGGCGGCUGGUGGGGCUCGUACAGCUUCCGGUGCCAGCCGGUGGACUACACAGAUAGUCCCACAUCCCGGAGAAUAGGAAUUUCCGGUUGGCUAACUGGACAUUAUAGCUUCCGAUGUCAGCCAGUCGACUAUAGUAAUAAUCCUAGAACGUUAAGGAUGGUUCAUGCCUGCUGGUGGUACUACUUCUCAAAGUUCACAGAAUUCAUGGAUACGAUUUUUUUCGUGUUGCGCAAGAAGUCGAGUCAGGUUACCACACUGCACGUCAUCCAUCACGGCUGCAUGCCCAUGUCGGUCUGGUUCGGCGUUAAAUUCACCCCGGGUGGUCACAGCACCUUCUUCGGGCUGCUCAACACUUUCGUCCACAUCGUGAUGUACACCUACUACAUGUUCUCCGCCAUGGGUCCGCAGUACCAAAAAUACCUCUGGUGGAAGAAGUACCUGACCACCCUGCAGAUGGUUCAGUUCAUCUUGAUCAUGGUGCACGCCUUCCAGCUGCUCUUCAUCGACUGCAACUACCCGAAGGCGUUCGUCUGGUGGAUAGGCAUGCACGCCGUCAUGUUCUUCUUUCUGUUCAACGAGUUCUACAAGGCAGCCUACAGGAACCGCAUGAUGAAGAGAAACGGAGCCCUGGCCAACGGACACGCCAAGCCCAACGGCUACUGCAAGAGCAUCAACGCCCAUGACGAUCUGGCCAUGCCGAAGACCACAGAGGCGACAGCGACGCCCGUAUCUAAGGCCACCGGGAGCAGCACCUCACUGAGUAAUGGGCAUUCUAAUGGGGUGGAUAACGUCUACAAGCAAAUGGCGAACGGCAGCGCGCACAAGGGUGCCAACGGAGGACUGACCAACGGUUAUGCCACUAAGCUGCUGGACGACGCUUCUCAGGAGCUGAAACAGCGAAAGACGCCAAAAUAAUAUCGGGGCAAGGAGGGGCGGCGGCAGCACAGAGCUUAGAACGCGGCAAGAGCCAGUAGCGCCAGGAGCUUCCUGGAAAGGGCCGGAGCUCCAAGAGUCAUUUCCAAAGGCACACACAACUUCAUUUCCGCUCACUACUCCUCAUCGCAGACCAUCCACUUACACAAUUCCAAGUCAGGACUCACGUUCUUGGGCAGCUCGGAAAAUAUGCUAAGUAAGCGCGUAAAAACACUAUUAGUGACCCGCUGACCCAAAUCCAUACACUUGAACAUAGAAAUAUGCGAAUGGUGGCUAGCAUUCCCCAAUGGGUAUGCCCAUUGAGGCAUAUGCAGAUGUAUAGGCAUUGCGAAUGCAUAUGCACCCGUUCUCUAGCCUACUUUUUUUAAUACGUUUUGUUGCUUCUUUUUCUUUUUUAGUUGUAUAAAACUUAUUUAUCAUAAGUAUCCUGGCGUAUUGUAUAAUAUAAAAUCUACUAUCGCAAAUCAAGAUUUCAACUAAUCGAAAACGAUAACAGAAACCCAGCAAAAUCAAUUUAAAACUGAAACUAAUGCAAAUGCACUUAGAUUGUGUAUUGGCAAGAAAUUCAACUAUUUAAGCAUAGAAUUUAAUUUAUAUAUAUAUAUAUGUAUAUAUACAUAUACAUAUAUUAUUAAAGUAAAUAAAAACAGCAGCAGUCUACGGCAAGUUUUGUAAAUGUUUAAAGCAAAAAACAAGUGCAAUUUAAAAUUAGGCACAAUAAUUGUUUAAAAGAAGUCAUUCAGAAGUAGCAGACUAUUUACGUUAAUCAGAGAACUACAAACUCAAAUAUUCGACAAUUUUGUGAAACUAACAGUAUAAAAAAUAAUGUACGAAUCCAUUAAGAAAUCACAGCCUAUCUAAUUACCCAUAAAAAGUUUCAUUAAUUUAUUACGAAUAAAUUAUGCAGCUAAGCUAAAAACGAAAACGCGAGAUAACAACGGUGUAUACCCAACAAACACACAGCAACAAUAUCAAAACAGAUUAAACACAAAAGGAACUAACCAUAAGGAACUAACCAUAAGGACGAUCCACUUCAAAGCGAGCAUUAAAAUUAUUAAAUUGUUGGAAUCAAAAAACAAAAUAGACUAAGUCCCACACUCUAGGUUUGCAAAUGCAAUACGUUUUGUAUGCGUAAUAGCCAUUUUUGUGCAAACAUUACCUAUGUAAUUAAUAUUAUACAAAUAGAAAACAAAAAUAUGUAGAAAACUAAGUAAAAAUGGAGAGGAGCAUUUUUUCAAUAAAAUCACUAAAAUUA